UAGUUAGUGAACAAAAUGCUGAGUCCUUGUCAGCGUUCUGCGCAGUUUGUACAAAAUGGAAGGCGGUGGGGCAUGAAUAAUUUGCCUCUUGGUCUUUCUGCUUCAUCUAAUCCACAAGGGAUGGAGCAGCUCAGUAGCAGGCUCGCUGCAGCUCCACUACAGCAACAGAAACAGAUGCUCGGCGAACGCCUAUUCCCAUUGGUCCAGAAACUCAAGGCAGAUAUGGCUGCUAAAAUAACGGGGAUGUUGUUGGAGAUGGAUAACUCCGAAUUGCUAUUGCUGUUGGAGUCGCCUGAUGCACUUUCUGCAAAGGUGGAAGAAGCUAUUCAAGUAUUGAAACUCUCCAAAACCCAGGUGAGUGGUCGUGUGCCUCUUCACCCUAACAAUUUCUUGCCUUCAGAGGUUUCCGUAAAUUGAGAGGGAUUCGUGAUUCUGAAAAUUACCAUUCUUUACGAAGUUUCUUUGUUAGUCUUAUGAUUUUUGGGCGAGAGAGUUCUCCUCCAUAUGGAUAUAGACAUAUAGUUUUAGAAUUUUCGCUUUGGUUUUUUCCUGAUCAAAUUUCUUUCUGGACUUUUUUUUUUGUUGGACCAAUUAUUUAGCGUUUUUACAAGUACCGUUGUAAUUUGAGUUCGCUCUACACAUAUUUUCCUUAAAUUGGAAGUUUAAUUUCUUCUUCUUCA
Molecule: messenger RNA, 680 nt
Organism: Dendrobium catenatum
Lineage: Eukaryota; Viridiplantae; Streptophyta; Magnoliopsida; Asparagales; Orchidaceae
Product: polyadenylate-binding protein 3-like
Exons: 2
Coding region: 16-417 (133 amino acids)
Biological process (GO): regulation of double-strand break repair; DNA damage response; protein polyubiquitination
Cellular component (GO): nucleus
Molecular function (GO): RNA binding
Source: RefSeq, a predicted model, not a curated record